Molecule: messenger RNA, 4936 nt
Organism: Equus caballus (horse)
Lineage: Eukaryota; Metazoa; Chordata; Mammalia; Perissodactyla; Equidae
Gene: NLRP1
Product: NLR family pyrin domain containing 1
Biological process (GO): innate immune response; inflammatory response; regulation of apoptotic process
Cellular component (GO): canonical inflammasome complex
Molecular function (GO): protein binding
Source: RefSeq, a predicted model, not a curated record
CCCGCCCUGGCUGAGUGAGCUCAGUUCUCCAUUGGUGCCCCAGGGCCAGGAGAGGUCUGAGGAGACCUGGGAGUCGGCAGGCCUGAGCUCAACCCUGGGCUCUAAAAGCCCACCGUCUUCUCCGCCUCUCCCCCAACCCCUCCUCCUGUCAGCAUGGCAGCUCAAGACUUGGUCCCAGGAGUCCAGGCCCAGGAGACAGAAGACUCGGAGGAGCACAGAACAGCCCCCCCAGCCCAGGCAGAGAUGGCCGGUGGAGCCGAGCUGCAAUGGCCCUGGUACUUGGAGUCAAGGGAAAAGAAGGAGCCGAAGGAGUUCCAGCUUCGGCUGCCUGAUGCACACUCCAGGCACUCUCCCGGUGAGACUGUGGCUCAAGUAGAGGCCAGUGGCCCAGAGGUGGCCUCACGCCUGGUGGCUCUGUAUGGACAGCGGCAGGCCUGGGACCUGGCCCUCCUCACCCAGAGGAGGAUGGACCUGAGCAGGGUGAGCAUCCAGGCCCACAGAGAGGCAGCCUCCAUACCAAUCCAAGUUUCCUCACUCCAUGCCUCCCUGGGUAAACCCAACCUGGAGUUCUCCAGUGCCCCCACCUCCACCAUGGUGCUGGGGCACUGGGUCCCUGAGGCCCCGGGGCUCCUCCAAGACUCACAGAGAAAGAAUCUGAGACACUUGCCUGGCACAUCUGGACACACCUGGAAAGAAAACCCACCCUCAUUCCCUUUCCAAGAUUUUCCAUACUCCCCAGUCUGUGAGUCACCAAGCCAGGAGUCACCCAAUGCCCCCACGUCCACAGCGGUGCUAGGGGGCUGGGAAUUCCCACCUCAGUCCAUGCUGGCGUGCAGAAAGCAGGAGCCUCCCAGGACUGCGUGGCCUCUGGCUGAAACACCUGGAAAACACAGCACAGGAAUCAGAGAAAGAUACCAGAAGCAAUGGAGAGAGACGCCCUGCCCCACACAGUCAAGGCAAAAUGAAGAUUUGCACCAAAAAUUCGUGCAGCUACUACUUCUACACACAUCUGACCCCGGAAGCCAUGAGUCCCUGGUCAGGAGAUGCUGUCCUCACGGGGUGGUAGAGGAGGAAGGACAUUUGAUUGAGAUUGGAGACUUAUUUGGCCCGGGCCUGGGUACCCAGAGAGGGCCUCACACAGUCGUACUGCAUGGGGUUACUGGAAUCGGGAAGUCGACACUGGCCAGACAGGUGAGAGGAGCCUGGGAGGAAGGUCGGCUGUACAGGGACCGCUUCCAGCACGUCUUCUACUUCAACUGCACAGAGCUGGCCCAAUCCAAGCCAGUGAGUCUUGCCAAGCUCAUGGGAGAAGACUGCGCUGCCCCAGCGCCUCCCAUUCGGUCUCAGCAGGAAAAGAUGCUCUUCAUCCUCGAUGGUUUAGAUGAGCCAGAAUUGGUCCUGGAGGAGCAGAGGCCUCUCUGUGAGGACUGGAGCCUACGGCAGCCAGUGCCCAGAGUACUGCACAGUUUGCUGAGGAAAGUCUUACUUCCCGAGGCAUCCUUGCUGGUCACAGCUCGAACCCCAGCUCCACAGAAGUUCAUUCUUUCUUUGGAGCACCCACAUUGGGUGGAAGUCCUUGGAUUCUCCGAGUCCUCCAGGAAGGAAUAUUUCUACAGAUAUUUCACAGAAGAAAGCCAAGCAGUUCAAGCCUUUAGCUUGGUUGAGUCAAACCCAGCCCUCUUGACCCUGUGUCUCGUGCCCUUCGUGUCCUGGAUGGUCUGCACUUGCCUGAAGCAGCAGAUGGAGCGGGGGGAAGAACUCUCACUGACAUCCCAGACCACCACGGCCCUCUGUCUGCACUACCUUUCCCAGGCUCUCCCAGCUCAGCCCCUCAGGACUCAGCUGAGGUGCCUCUGCUCUCUGGCUGCUGAGGGAGUCGGGCAAGGAGAGACCCUGUUCAGUCUGAACGACCUCAGGAAGCACAGGUUAGAUGGAGCCUGCAUCUCCACUCUCCUAAAGAUGGGUCUUCUUCAAAAGCACCCCACCUCUCAGAGAUACAGCUUCAUUCACCCGUUUUUCCAGGGGUUCUUUGCAGCAAUGUCCUAUGCACUGGGGGAUAAGGAGAAAAGUGAUCAUCUUAACAGCACCAGACGCAUAAAAAAGUUGCUAGAAAAAUGUGAGAGGCAUGACCCGUUUGGGACACCAACCACACCUUUCCUAUUCGGCCUUUUGAGUGAGCAGGGGGUGAGAAAGAUGGAGCACAUCUUCAGGUGCAAGCUGUCUCAAGAGAGGAAGGGGGACCUGCUGCAGAAGGUGGAGGCAGAGGUGCGGCGAGGGCAUCCCUCCCUGCCACCAUACUCGCUGCAGGUGCUCCGCUGUUUGUAUGAGAUUCAGGACGAAGACUUCCUGACGCAGGCAAUGGCCCAUUUCCAAAGAACAAGGAUGUACGUCCAGACCGACAUGGAGCUCCUGGUGUUCACUUUCUGUGUUAAAUUCUGCCACCAUGUGGAAAGGCUUCAGCUGAAUGAGAGUGGACCACACAGACAGGCGUGGAGGCCCUCCAGUGUGGUUCUGUUGAGCCGGGCCCCAGUCACAGAUGCCUGCUGGAAGGUUCUCUUCUCCGUUCUCCAGGUCACUGGGAGCCUGAAGGAGCUGGACCUGAGUGGGAACUUCUUAAGCCUCUCUGCAGUACAGAGUCUUUGUGAGGCCCUGAGACACCCUCGCUGCCACCUGCAGACCCUGCGAUUGGCCAGCUGUGGCCUCACAGCUGAAGGCUGCAAGGACCUCGCCUCCGGGCUGAGCACCAGCCAGACCCUGACGGAGCUGGAGCUGAGCUGCAAUGUGCUCGAGGACGCCGGAGUCAAGCACCUUUGCCAGGGUCUGAGACAGCCAAGCUGCGUGCUGCAGCGACUGCUGCUGGUCAGCUGUGGCCUCACGUCUGGCUUCUGCCAGGACUUGGCCUCCGUGCUGAGUGCCGGCUCCAGGCUCACAGAGCUGGACCUGCAGCAGAACAAGCUGGGCGACCUCGGCGUGAAGCUGCUCUGUGAAGGGCUCAGACGUCCUACCUGCCAACUCAUGCUCCUGUGGCUGGACCAGACCCAGCUGAAUGAGGAGGUGACGGAGAUGUUGCGGGCCCUGGAGAAGAACGCUCAGCUGCUCAUCCUCAGCAGAUGGAAGCCGAGUGUGACGACCCCUAACGAAGGCCGGGAUGGAGGAGAGAUGAGUGAAAACAGGUGCUCACUCAAGCGGCAGAGAGCAGAAUCAGAGAGCAGCUCCCCUCAAGUGGUACAGGUGCAACCCCUCUUUCUGCCUUUUCCUGCCUCUCCGGGGGACCCGCACGUGGAGCCUCUGGAGACCAAAGAUGACUUCUGGGGCCCCAUGGGUCCUGUGGCUACCGAGGUGGUUGACAAAGAGAGGAGUCUGUACCGAGUUCACCUCCCCAUGGCUGGCUCCUACCGCUGGCCCAACACAGGUCUCCAUUUUGUGGUGAGAGGGCCAGUGACCAUCGAGAUUGAAUUCUGUGCCUGGGGCCAAUUCCUGGACAGGACUGUCCCACAGCACAGCUGGAUGGUGGUAGGGCCUCUGUUUGACAUCAAGGCUGAGCCAGGAGCUGUGGCAGCUGUGUACCUCCCUCACUUUGUGGUCCUCCAAGGGGCCCAUGUGGACAUCUCCCUGUUCCAAGUGGCCCACUUUAAAGAGGAGGGGAUGCUCCUGGAGAAGCCGGCCAGGGUGGAGCCAUGUUACGCAGUCCUGGAAAACCCCAGCUUCUCCCCGGUGGGAGUUCUACUGAGAAUGAUCCAUGCUGCCCUGCCCUUCAUUCCCGUCACCUCCACCGUGUUGCUGUACUAUCACUUUCAACCUGAGGAAGUCACCUUCCACCUCUACCUGAUCCCCAACGACUGCACCAUUCGGAAGGCCAUAGACGAUGAAGAAAAGAAGUUCCAGUUUGUGCGAAUACACAAGCCACCCCCGCUGACCCCACUCUACGUGGGCUCCCGCUACACUGUGUCUGGUUCAAAGAAGCUAGAAAUAAUCCCCAAGGAAUUGGAACUCUGUUAUCGGAGCCCUGGGGAAUCCCAGCUCUUCUCUGAGUUCUACAUUGACCAUUUCGGGACAGGGAUCAAGCUGCAAAUGAGAGACAAGAAAGAUGGGACUGUGGUAUGGGAGGCCUUGGUGAAACGAGGAGAUCUCAGACUUACCGCGACUCCGGUCCCUCCAGCCCUGAAAGUCUCACCUUCACACGGACUUGCACCAGCCUCGCUGCACUUCGUGGACCGGUACCGGGAGCAGCUGGUGGCUCGAGUGACAUCGGUGGACCCCGUCCUGGACAAGCUGCAUGGACUGGUGCUGAGCGAAGAGCAGUAUGAGAAAGUGCGGGCUGAGGCCACCACGCCGAGCCAGAUGCGCAAGCUGUUUAGCUUCAGCAAGUCCUGGGACUGGGCCUGCAAAGACAAAUUCUACCAAGCCCUGAAGGAGACCCAUCCUCACCUAAUUGUGGAACUCUGGGAGAAGUGGGGCCAUGGAGGAGAGCUGGGGACUGCCAGCAAGCUCGGCAGCUGAAGUCUCAACACCACUGUGAGUCCUGGCUCGGCCUCACCACUCUUCAGGUCUCCAUUUCUUCAUCUUGAAACAAGGUGUCAUCCGAGUUGCGUUCCAACCUUAAAGUUAUGGAGCUUUGAUGACGUCUUUGCUGGGUACCCACAGUGCCUCCCUUGGCUUUCACCUGCCGGCUGUCCAGGUGGGAUGGCAGCAUCUCAGGGAAUGUCCAUCUGGAGCUGGCAGGACUUCUGCAGACCUUGUAGAAGCCUAACCCAAGAGCCUGGUCUGGUGGCCACAGCAGCCAAGCCCAGAGCCCUCCCUGUGCCAUCCAGAUGCCAGGAGGAGCACGGGGGACAUGGGACUAGCCACUUCUGGCUGGAGACAGACAAUGGAAAUGGACACCUUGGGGGUUUUGAAUGGCUUGUGAACAGGGGCAAAAGCAGAUUUAUUUUUCAUU